CAAGCUUGAAUUACACCUUACAUUGCCAUAAUAGAGAUCUGGCUUUUUGUGGAACUUGCAGGCAGUGAAAUCAAGUGAAAUCUGCACAUUUCCACCCACAACCAGUACAAUUGCAGAGACUUGAACAACAACAUUAAACCCAAUUAGCCUGAAACAAAUUUCAAUUAAUUUGCAAUUUCACAAUGUCAUGGAACGGACUAAAGAAAGCCAUCAACAGGGCGGGAGCCCAGGUGAUGUUGAAGACUGGUCAGAUAGAGCUGAGUACAGAUAAAGAGUUUGAAUUUGAAGAGCAUAGGUAUAGAGCCAUGGAAACGACGUCUACAAAGCUCCAGCGUGAACUAAAGCACUACAUGGAGUCAUUGCGGUUGCUCAGUAAUGCACAGAUUAAUGUGGGAGAAUCACUCAGCUCUUUCUACGGAGCUUCACCCAGUCUGGAACUUGGAGCCGAUAAGAGCACCGUUAAGCACAGCGAGUUGUCGCAGUUGUAUUAUGAUGUCGUAAAGGACUUAAGUGAGAAGUGUUUCACUGAUGUAGAAACACCGUAUAACCAGACAGUGUUAAACCCGGUGUCAAGGUUCAAUUCGUACUAUGUAGAAGUCAACGAGGCUAUAAAGAAGCGAGCAAGAAAACAGAUCGAUUACGAUGCCUUGAAGAGUAAAGUCAAGAAGCUUAUAGAAAAACCAAACUCAAGUGAUGCUGAAUAUGAAACCAAACUAGCUUCAGCGCAAUCAGACUUACAGGAGCUGGAAAAAACGUAUUUGGCUUUGAAUGAUCAAUUGAAGGAUGAGUUGCCCAAACUAGUCAAUCUUCGGAUUCCGUUCCUAGACCCACUGUUUGAGGCAUUCGUCAAGAUCCAGUUGAGGUUCUUCACUGAAAGCUACGAGGAGUUAAACAAUUUACAAAUGAAACUUGAUGCAAAGACAAGAGAGGAUUAUAUAAACGGAAAGUUGGACAAGAAAGUGGAUGAUGUGUUGGUCAAAAUGAAGGAACUCAACAUCACAGGGUAAUGACUAUAUGAUAGUGUAGAUGAAUAGAAAAAUUAGAAUUUUGU
Messenger RNA from Scheffersomyces stipitis CBS 6054, 1051 nucleotides. It is a transcript of the gene RVS162, whose product is annotated as Rvs162p. The record is from RefSeq and is a predicted model, not a curated record. NCBI's taxonomy places the organism in Eukaryota, Fungi, Ascomycota, Pichiomycetes, Serinales, Debaryomycetaceae. Gene Ontology annotation, molecular function: protein binding; lipid binding. Gene Ontology annotation, cellular component: actin cortical patch; Rvs161p-Rvs167p complex; mating projection tip. The coding region runs from base 183 to 1007 and encodes 274 amino acids. Gene Ontology annotation, biological process: plasma membrane tubulation; actin cortical patch localization; endocytosis. The transcript has a single exon.